AUGUAUAUCGCCCUCCUCCUCGCGCUUCUUCUUCCCUUCACACUCGCUCAGUAUCCUCCUCCCGUCUCGAAUUUAACCACAAUCGUUUCCCCCGUUGACCCGAGCAUCACCAUCUCCUACAAAGUCCCGCCGCGAGGCACCUGCCAGACAGUUUUCGAUUCUCAGCAACAAUACACAGGAUGGGUCAACAUCCCGGGGACUUACGCGACAAACACCUUCUUUUGGUUCAUUGCAGCUCGAAACCCCUCCACGGAGCUCACCAUAUGGCUGAAUGGCGGGCCAGGCUCCAGCUCGAUGAUCGGUCUGUUCACGGAGAAUGGUCCUUGUGAGGCUAUCGAGAUUGCGCAGGGCGAAUUUGGAACGAUUGCGAGGGACUGGGGGUGGGACAGAGCAUCGAAUAUACUCUAUAUUGAUCAGCCAAAUCAAGUAGGCUUCUCAUACGACACCCCGACAAACUGUUCUCUCGAUCUCUUGACGUCUGAUCUAUAUACCCCAAGUCAAUCCCUCCCGAAUUCCCAGCCCGCAGAUACGUUCUUGAAUGGCACUUUCAGCUCACUUAACACUAAUCACACUGCCAAUACCACCGAAAUUUCCGCAAUGGCUAUUUGGCAUAUGCUUCAAGGCUUUCUCAGCGCUUUCCCGGAAUACACUUCUCCCAAUGGUACUUCAGUGGGCGUCCACUUGUUUGCGGAAAGCUAUGGGGGGAAAUACGGGCCAGCAUUCGCUACCCUUUGGGAAGAACAGAAUUUGCGCCGUUCAAAUGGAACGAUCUCCAAGAACAAUACUAUUCCGAUCAAUCUUGCCUCCCUUGGCAUUGUCAAUGGCUGUGUCGACGACCUUAUACAAGCUCCGUUCUAUCCAGUCAUGGCUGUCAACAAUACCUAUGGUCUGACAGCAAUCAAUCCAACGAGAGCGAAGUUGGCCAAUGCAAGUUUCUAUGCCUCUGGGGGAUGUCAAGAUCUCAUUAAUCAGUGUCGAGCUGCCGUUGCAGACCACGAUCCGAAAAACGAGGGGGACGUCUCAGUCGUCAAUAGCUUAUGCUCUUCCGCAUAUUCUACUUGUACUACCAACGUGAUGGAGCCGUAUUACGAUGCUGGGAGAAGUGUGUACGAUAUUGGUCACCUCUUACCUGAUCCAUUCCCACCAAGUACUUAUCUCGAGUAUCUGAACACACCUGGUUUCCAGACUGCUAUUGGCACACCAGUCAACUUUACUCAGACAAACUAUCAAGUCAUCGAUGCCUUCACAUCCACUGGAGAUUACGAACGUCAGGCCCUGGUUCCUGAUAUUGCUGCACUUCUGAACGCAGGAGUACGUGUGGGCUUCAUGUAUGGUGACCGCGACUAUAUCUGUAACUGGCUCGGCGGAGAAGCCAUAUCCUUGGCAGUUGCAGCCCAAACGAACACAUCAUAUGCCACGCUUUUCCCUGCUGCCGGCUACGCUCCAAUUAUUACGAACAAAACCUACAUCGGCGGGGUGGUCCGCCAGUACGGUAAUCUCUCUUUCAGCCGCAUAUAUGAUGCUGGACAUAGCGUUCCAGCUUAUCAACCCGAAACCGCGUUCGAGGUCUUUGCCCGGAUUAUAACAGGAACCUCUGUCUCGACGGGAGAGCCAGUUGAUCUCUCGGUAUAUAACACCACCGGCCCAAGUAAUGCAACGCACACCAACAAGUUACCAACCUCACCCUCCCCAACCUGCUGGCUCCGUAACAUCCCCGAGACCUGCACGGAUGACGAAAAGAACAAGAUCCUCAAUAAUCAAGGAGCUAUCAUCAACGGCGUGCUCUACGACGCCUCUUCCGACUGGAGUUCCCCUGGCACUACGGUAACGGCCGCGCCCGAUAGCAGCGCCUCUAGUUCAGGUACCGUCGUCUCGGUGACGACCACCACGGAAAUGCUCACGGGCCUAUACACCGCUACAUCUACGCCCAGUAGCAAAUCCCUCGGAGCCGCUUCUUUAGACCUGAACCUGGCGCUCAUGACUCUACCCCUUCUCAGCUUCUUAGCUAUUGUUACAUUUUCCUAA
Molecule: messenger RNA, 2025 nt
Organism: Amorphotheca resinae ATCC 22711
Lineage: Eukaryota; Fungi; Ascomycota; Leotiomycetes; Helotiales; Amorphothecaceae
Exons: 2
Coding region: 1-2025 (674 amino acids)
Biological process (GO): proteolysis
Cellular component (GO): fungal-type vacuole
Molecular function (GO): serine-type carboxypeptidase activity
Source: RefSeq, a predicted model, not a curated record